Molecule: messenger RNA, 1418 nt
Organism: Eupeodes corollae
Lineage: Eukaryota; Metazoa; Arthropoda; Insecta; Diptera; Syrphidae
Product: zinc finger protein OZF-like
Exons: 2
Coding region: 97-1383 (428 amino acids)
Biological process (GO): regulation of transcription by RNA polymerase II
Molecular function (GO): RNA polymerase II cis-regulatory region sequence-specific DNA binding; DNA-binding transcription factor activity, RNA polymerase II-specific
Source: RefSeq, a predicted model, not a curated record
UAGCAUCUUCUUUAUUGUUAAACUAACUUUAAAUUCUUGAAUCUUGAUAGAAAUUUAUCUUACGCUGUUUGAGAACAUUCCUAUAAUGGUUUUAUAAUGUCCGUAGAAGUACUAAAUAAUAUAAAUCUCAAUUCUGUUUCAAUCGAAACACUAAAUGAGCUCCAGCAACUCGAGAAAUGUGGCGAAGUUUUCCUCGAAAGACAUUUGGGGAAUCUUAUUUACGUUUGCAAUCUCUGCGACGAUAAAUUCAAAUCUGCUGAUGGAUUCUCAGAUCACAUAGCAGAAAUCCAUAUAACAGUAGAAAACUUCAUCACCUAUGAACCUAGUGAAUCUGAUGCCGAGGUGGAAACUGUUGUAAAUAAAGAAAUUGACCCAAUCGGGAAGUCUACCACCGAACAGGAUGAAGAAUACAAUACACUUGACUAUGAAAUCUUGAUGAAGCUUGAAGAAAACACUUCAAGUGAGAGCCUUAAAGAAGAACUAAUUCUUAUUGCUGAUGGACAAAUCAAAGAAGACUUGGAGGAGCAAGAAAUCAAACAAAUACAAAAAGAAGAACCAACAAAUGAUGUACCGAAACCAUUUGAAAUAAGCUUAUACGAGGAAGAAGAGCUGCAAUUAGAAAAUUUGUCACCUCUGCCUGAGGAAAAAAUUAAAGAAGAUAAGGAAGCUGUUGAUCCCAGUGAUGAAGAAAUUUUGCGUUCAAAACUAACAUGCAAGUUUUGUGGUGAGCAAUUCGAUUAUGUUAAAAGAAUGCGGGAGCAUGAUUGUGGUCUAAAUAAGAAAAAGAAGAAGCAUUUCUGUUCUGUUUGUGGCAAAGAAUUCAAAAAGAAAUCGGGUUUGGACAUUCAUUCUUUGUUGCACAAGGGAGAAAAACCACAUAAAUGCGACAUCUGUGGAACAGCAUACGCCUGCAAGCAGAAUCUGAUUGUCCAUGUGCGACGACACACUGGUGAGAAACCGUUCAAAUGUGACUACUGUGACAGAAGAUUCGCUUCAUCUACAGAAAGAAUCUCCCAUAUGAGAACGCACACUGGUGAUCGACCGUUUGUGUGUGAACUUUGUGGAAAAGGCCACUCAUCGUCAUCGCAACUCACAGAGCAUAUGCAUAGACAUUUGGAUAUACGAAAUUAUGCUUGUGAAGUUUGUGAUAAACGCUUUAGAAAUUCCUACAAUCUGCGAAUGCAUCGACUUACACACGACAAAGGACCCAGACAGCACCAAUGUAGCCAAUGUUCAUCAACAUUUAAAACACCCAGCAGUUUGUUGCAACAUUCUAAGAUCCAUGAAAAAGUGAAAAAGUAUGUUUGCAAAAUCUGUGGACGAGCUUUUGCCCAGCACCCCGGGCUUUAUAGUCAUAUGAAAUCACACGCUUCAUCUCCUUGAUUUAGAAAAUAAAAACAAAAUACUUUAAUACAGAA